This is a messenger RNA of Leptosia nina, 1020 nucleotides long. The record is from the annotation of a GenBank genome assembly. Lineage: Eukaryota; Metazoa; Arthropoda; Insecta; Lepidoptera; Pieridae.
AUGGCUACCGAGAAAAAAGUGCAGAAAUACAAUUUUGAGAAAAUAUGCCGCGCGUGUUUGCAAGUGAAGAAGGAUAUGAGACCUCUGUUCGAACAGCUGACUGCAACAAUGUUGAUGGGUAUUUCAAAAGUGCAGGUUGCCAUCGGAGAUGGACUGCCGAACCAACUGUGCCUUCAAUGUGUUCAUCAGAUAUCGAGGUGCCAUACCUUUAAGGAGUUGAUUGAAAGAAACGAUGUUAUUUUACGAGACUAUAAGAGGUCGCUCGACGAACAGCUCCAAAAGAAUCAGGCGCAAAAGUCCUUAUCGAUUUCCUGUUCGGAUACGGCUCCGUACAUUCAAUUUAUCGAUGUAUCGAGUAUAAAUCCCACACCGCUACUAGAAGGCUUCUUUACCGACACGCCCGAAGCGACUGCGGUCUCUGUGACACAGGAGAUAUUACAAAAAGAAGACUUUGACAUAGAUAAGUUACAACAGACUCCUCCCAAGCCUCCUGCGAAGCCAAAAGAAGACGAAGGUCUCAAUUCCGAGGAAGAGAAUUAUCUCCAGAUGGUUGUCUUCCAAUCUACCACCACUUCUGCUGGUCGGCACAUCUGCAAUCUUUGCCAUAAGGAGUUCAAACACGCUCGCUGGCUGAAGCAACAUCUUAACUCGCAUACCAACUGGAUUAAGGCGAAUUGCAAAAAGCCACCCACUUGUCACAUUUGCGAUAGGACUUUUAAGGGCCCAGGAAUGUUAAAGAUGCACAUGAGGACUCACGAACAACGUCCACCCAAGCCACCAACUUGCUCCGUCUGUCAGCGGACCUUUCAAACGAAGACACUCCUGUACCGGCACAGACAGACGCACUUCGAACAGAAGAGCCACCAGUGCACCGUUUGUGAGAAACGCUUCUUCAGCGGUUAUGCCUUAAGAUCGCAUAUGGCGCGGCACAGGGGCGAACGACCUUUUAUUUGUGCUGUUUGCUCAAAGACCUUCUAUAACCCUACAGAUCUGAAGGUGAGUCAAGUGUAUAACUUUUGA